Molecule: messenger RNA, 1504 nt
Organism: Dicentrarchus labrax (European seabass)
Lineage: Eukaryota; Metazoa; Chordata; Actinopteri; Moronidae
Gene: ch25hl1.2
Product: cholesterol 25-hydroxylase like 1, tandem duplicate 2
Exons: 1
Coding region: 525-1502 (325 amino acids)
Biological process (GO): sterol biosynthetic process; cholesterol metabolic process
Molecular function (GO): steroid hydroxylase activity; iron ion binding; C-4 methylsterol oxidase activity
Source: RefSeq, a predicted model, not a curated record
CUAUUAUGUGUAAAGGUUGUGGAGAUUUUUUUAUUUACGGGCUGCAUAAACGUCCUUUGUUGUACAUUGGAUAUAAAUGUGUUUUGUCGCCCUCUAAUGUUUGGGAGUGUGAAAUGGACGUCCACCUUUUUUCCUCGGGUUCAAAGUUUAUUUUUGAGCCCUUAUCUCACCACAAGGUCCAUUAUGUUACUACUCUACAUGAUGUCUUUUUUUUUGUAUAAAGGGAACUGUAGAUUUCCAUUUUUUUAACACUGAAAAGAAUUACAAAAGGCUUAAAAGCUGAGGCUAAGAGCUCAUUAUUUUGUUAAUAUAUUUUGUUAAAUCUCCAGAAAGGUGUUGUAUUAAUUUCUGACACUAUACUGUAUGUGAUCUUUUUGAGUGGGAUGCAGCCCUUUAUAUCAAUUUCCUGUGUACUAGUGUAGCCCCUGUACAUGCAAGAUAUAUAGCAAAAUGUUUGAGAGAAUGAAAUAAUUUUAAACAAUUUAUCACACUGUGAGCUACUUGUUACCAGUCACCCAGGGUGUAUGAAUAAUUUGUUGACUUGUUGCACCCAACUGUCACUUGAAACCACACAGUGUGCAAAGACACUCAAGUCCCAUAGCCACUGUUCCAGCUGUAACGUCUACAUUCCUCAGACAUUUAUACGAUAUUUACCUUGUGAUUCUUACUGCAGGAUGGAUCUUGUAGAUACCGCUGAUCUCUGGAUCAGAUGCUUAGAAAAUGAUUCUUUGCUGCAGCCUCUGUGGGACAGCCUGAGACUCAACUACAGAGACUAUUUGAGAUCUCCACUCUUCCCCGUUGUUCUGACCGUGUCUUCCUACUUUGUCUUGUGCCUCCCUUUCCUUGUUUGCGAUAUCAUGGGAGAAAGGUGGACGUGGGUCCAGCAAUUCAAGAUCCAACCCAGCCGUCGUCCUACAGCCUCUACACUGCUGCACUGUGCGGGCGUUACCUUGUACAACCAUGUGUUUCUGGUGCUCCCAGCAUCAGUGGCCCAGUGGGCAUGGAGGCCACCUGUGGACUUGCCAGACCAAGCGCCGGCCCUGCUGGAGCUGAUUGGCGGUGUCAUCUGUAACCUCCUGCUCUUUGACUUCCAGUACUUUAUCUGGCACCUGCUCCAUCACAGGAUCCGCUGGCUGUAUGUCACUUUUCAUGCCAUCCAUCACAAUUACUCAUCUCCCUUUGCUCUAGCCACUCAGUGUCUUGGUGGCUGGGAGCUGGUCACAGUAGGCUUUUGGACCACUCUGAAUCCUGUGAUCCUGAGAUGCCACCUUCUCACCACAUGGACAUUCAUGGUGUUACAUGUCUACGUUUCCAUAGAGGAUCACUGUGGCUAUGAUUUCCCCUGGUCCACAUCACGUCUGAUACCAUUUGGCAUCUAUGGAGGGCCCAGCAAACACGAUGUGCACCAUCAGAAACCCAACACCAAUUUUGCACCACACUUCAGCCACUGGGAUAAAAUAUUUGGCACACAUGCUGAGUUCAGCUUCUCUACUGUGAAAUAGAA